AUGAUACAGACAACAUAUAUGAAGGAAAAGAAAGAGAUACCACGACAAUUACCACAAACCAUACAGAAACCGAAGAAUAUAAAGUCAUUCACCUCCGAAGUAAACUCUGUCUGCACAUACUGUAACAAACCUCAUUACAUUUGUCACUGCACUGAUUUUACACAACUAGACGUGGAACAGCGUAAAGAAUUUGCAAAAAAGAAUGGCCUAUGUUUCAACUGUUUAGUCAAGGGCCAUCAAUUGAAGAACUGCCGACAACACACUUCUUGCAAAAUUUGCAACCACAAACAUCAUACGCUGUUGCAUACCGAUUAUUUGAUAGCGAAGUCGGUUGUCACUGACACCAAUGAUGAAAAAGUUGAAACCACAGAACCAACACAAAUUACUAGUCUGAAAGUAGUAACGGAUCAUACACAAGUUGUACUAGCUACGGCCCAAGUUGGUGUCGUAGAUAGAAAUGGAACAUUGAUCAAUCUGCGUGCCUUAGUAGACCAAGGCUCCCAAGCUACUUUCAUCACCGAGGCUGCGGUUCAAUUUCUCGGAUUGAAGAAAACGCCAUUAGAAGCAAAUGUUACGGGCAUAGCGAACAACGCUAUCAAAUCACGACACAUUGUCUCAUUGGAUAUACUGUCUCCAUUAGACUCGACACAUGUUACUCAAGUCGAUGCGCAUGUGCUCACAAAGUUGACGCCGUCAUUACCCAAAAGAGAAAUCGAUCUCACUCAGUGGACAGGUUUAACCACAAUUACAUUAUCGGAUCCUCACAUGCAUAAACCUGGUCCCAUUGAUGUCUUACUCGGCGCUGAUGUUUAUACGUCGAUUCUCCUGGAAGGUUUAAAACGAUAUGGUUCUCUCAUAGCACAAAACUCAAGAUUAGGAUGGUUAGUGUCCGGCACUACCAAAUCACAGACUGAUUCACCUCCUCAAACUAUAGUAGUAUCUACGACUUUGGUUGAGAUGGAUCAGUUGUUACAAAAGUUUUGGGAGAUCGAAGAAUAUCAACCACACGAAAAGCCUUUGACACAAUUAGAGAAGCAAUGCGAAGACCAUUACCAAAAGACACAUACAAGAAAUGAAGAUGGACGUUACAUUGUACGAUUACCAUUUAGAGACUCACACGAAGAGAAUUUAGGAGAUUCAAGACAGAUAGCAGAAAACAGAUUACGACAUAUGGAAAAAAGAUUCAUACACAAGCCAAAAUUUCGUCAAGAUUAUACAGAUUUUAUAGAGCAAUACCAAAGUCUGAAUCACAUGGAAGACGUAGAUCCAGAUGAAGAAGCAGAUCACAAGGUGUACUAUUUGCCUCAUCACGCGGUUAUUCGAGAAUCCAGCACGACCACUAAACUUCGUGUCGUUUUUGAUGGAUCCGCCAGACCCUCAAAUGGAACAGCCCUCAAUGAUGAGUUGCUUAUUGGACCGGCAUUACAACAGGAUCUUCGAGAUCUCAUUAUUCGUUGGCGCACACACAAGAUUUGUUUACACGCUGAUGUGAAACAGAUGUACCGCCAAAUACUGGUCUCUAAGGAAGAUGUCGAUUACCAGCGCAUUCUAUGGCGCUCGUCGCCGCAAGAUGAUCUCGUGGAAAAACGGUUACUUACAGUUACUUACGGCACUUCUUGUGCUCCGUUUCUGGCCAUUCGCACCCUUCAACAAUUAGCCCAAGAUGAGACCCCUAAGGAUUCUGAUCUAUUCGAUAUUAUUAACAAUGACUUUUACAUGGAUGAUUUGUUGACUGGUGCCGGUGACGAGGACGGAGCUAGAGAUUUACAAAAGAGAAUUACGGAUGUUAUGAAUAAAGGUAAAUUUGAAAUGCACAAGUGGGCAUCGAACAGUCCAGUAGUUUUAAAACAUAUUUCGGAGUCGGAAAAGGUCACAAGGGAAAGUAUUGAUAUUAAAGUAGAUGACACAAUUAAGGCACUCGGUAUAAGAUGGAAUUCUACACUUAAUGUCUUUGAAUUGAAACUUGAAACUUCGCAACAGAGCAAACCUUUUACCAAAACUACUGUACUUUCCGAUAUCGCACGAGCUUUUGACCCUCUGGGAUUCUUGGGACCAGUGGUUAUAACAGCAAAAAUAUUCUUACAAAAGUUAUGGUUAAGUGGUGUGGGCUGGACCGAUGAAUUUCCUCCGGAACUGGCGUCGGAAUGGUUUACUUACAGAGAAAAGCUUGCUCACAUGGGCACGUUACAUCUAGAUCGCUGGAUUCACACCCAAUUAGAUUGUUCAGAGCGCGUUGAAGUUCAUGGGUUCAGCGACGCUUCCUGUCUUGCCUAUGGCGCUGUUGUGUCUAUUGUGCGGUACUGA
Messenger RNA from Pectinophora gossypiella (pink bollworm), 2304 nucleotides. RefSeq lists its product as uncharacterized. The transcript is spliced from 2 exons. Bases 1 to 2304 code for a protein of 767 amino acids. NCBI's taxonomy places the organism in Eukaryota, Metazoa, Arthropoda, Insecta, Lepidoptera, Gelechiidae. The record is from RefSeq and is a predicted model, not a curated record.